UCGACGGUUUUGUGACUUUUGACUGGCGAUGGGGGCGAGCCAAACUUCCCUUCCCGUCCGUCAAUUGAAGCACCGCACUGGCCUUGAUUCCGCCUUCAACCAUGCUGCAAAGGUCCCAACAACCAAAAGAAACGUUCUUCGACUUUCCAAGGUCGACUAUAGUACGCGAAAAGCCCUCAGUGCGCUUGAGGAAAGCUGUGAUAGACGGAAACAUACAUGCUGUGAAACGUUUGUUGCGCAAGGUGAACAGCAUACAAAAUCCAGACCCGGAUACUGGAAUGACAUCUUUGUUACUGGCCGCCAAGCAUGGGAAAGUGGAUGUGGUCAACUAUUUACUCAGUGUUGGCCAUGAAGACGAAACGAUAUCACUGGACAAUGAAGAUAAUACUGUACUUAUGCUUGCGGCCAUCAAUAAUGAAGAAGAGAUAUUCUACCGUUAUGCCGAGAAAUAUCCAGAGUGUAUUCAUGCUAUCAACAAACAUGGAUGGUCAGUUCUCUUAUUCGCUGCAAAGAACGGAAAUGUUAAUAUUGUGGAGUUUCUUUUGUCUAUAUCAGCCGAUGUAGACCAUGUUGAUGAUGAUGGUAACUCGGCUUUACAUCAUGCAGCGGCGUGGGGGCAUACGCAUGUCAUAACUUUACUAGUACUGGGAGGAUGCAACAUCGACCUCGAGAAUCGCCAGCACUUUACAGCCAGCGACUAUGCUUACAGCUUCUCAGUAAGGGUACACUUGAGAGAGUUGGCGCGGAUGCACUUAGAAGACAUAGCAGCGAUCGCCCCAAGGCAAUCGUUACCAUUCAGUACUCGAUCUGAGGCUAGCGCUGGUCGACCGGGACCUGAGACAAUCUACAGACAUAGACAUAGUUCUAGUUAUGAAAGCACAUUGAGAUCAGAGUAUGCGCCGCCCUACGCCUCAUCGCUCCCAUCAGCUGGUGUUCCUCUGGCCACAUCGCUUAGCUCCUCCAGUUCAUAUCUUCAUACUGCUUCCAUCGGUAGCCCGCAAUCACAGGAUGCUUUUGGCGAAUAUAGAGGACGACCGGCUAGCUCUGGAGACCAAGCGACGUCCCCCAGGUUGCGUGGGGCUUGAUCACGCUGCCAAUAACAUUUCAAAAGUAUACCCGCCGCUGCUCUCACUUGCCAAAAUAAAAAACAAAUGCAUUAUGAGAGAGUUGUUUAUAUGUCGUUGGCUGUUGCUCACGAACUGCAUCUAUACAUAUUUGUCUGGCCAUUACUUUCUUCUAAUGCAGCUCAACUGGAUGUCCUCCGACACCCCGUAUGCAAUGAUGUCUGUUCUCUUUCGAUAAUUUUAAUAAACCUGUAUAGACAAGAUGCCUUUUAUAAUAGAUUGAGCUGUCCAAGUAG
Umbelopsis ramanniana AG is the source of this 1360-nucleotide messenger RNA. RefSeq lists its product as uncharacterized. Gene Ontology annotation, molecular function: protein binding. The transcript has 9 exons. The record is from RefSeq and is a predicted model, not a curated record. NCBI's taxonomy places the organism in Eukaryota, Fungi, Mucoromycota, Umbelopsidomycetes, Umbelopsidales, Umbelopsidaceae. Bases 102 to 1085 code for a protein of 327 amino acids.